This is a messenger RNA of Phytomonas sp. EM1, 420 nucleotides long. The record is from the annotation of a GenBank genome assembly. NCBI's taxonomy places the organism in Eukaryota, Euglenozoa, Kinetoplastea, Trypanosomatida, Trypanosomatidae.
GCAAUGUUUAGAAGAUCUCUUUUUUACUUUAAUCACAUAUCCCUAAAUCAAGUCAUGGGAAUUGUGCGCGCCAAACAGGUCAAUGACCCUCUUGCUGCAACAAAGAUGCUGAUCGAUGUUCGAUCGACUGCAGAAGUUGCCCAGACAGGUAUGAUACCAACAGCCAUUAACAUUCCUCUUUCGAUCCUGCCUGAUGUCCUAAACUAUGACAAUAAUGAUUUGACCGAAAAUGAUUUCGAAGAAACGUUUAAAAUCAAGUGUCCUGUAAAGGGUGACACAAUCCUCAUUUUUUAUUGUGCGCAUGGCGUACGGUCUGCAAAGGCAGCUGAGAUAGCAGAGCAACUUGGUUUUACUGGUGCUCUUAAUUUUUCGGGUAGUUGGGCAGAGUGGUCAAGUGCUUUUGGUGGUGAGGGUAAGUAG